Messenger RNA from Drosophila elegans, 2354 nucleotides. RefSeq names its product ralA-binding protein 1 (gene Rlip). The record is from RefSeq and is a predicted model, not a curated record. The coding region runs from base 82 to 1890 and encodes 602 amino acids. Gene Ontology annotation, molecular function: GTPase activator activity; small GTPase binding. The transcript is spliced from 4 exons. Gene Ontology annotation, biological process: small GTPase-mediated signal transduction. Lineage: Eukaryota; Metazoa; Arthropoda; Insecta; Diptera; Drosophilidae.
UUAUUUGUUGCGCUUGUUGUUGUUUACCCAAAUUGUUUACGGAAAUCGUUUAUUUACUGCUGGGGAAGUGAUUUUUUCGUCAUGGAUUUCGACAGUCCAGAGGAGAAGGAGUUUCCCGGGCUGUACGCCUCGGAGGCGGCAGAUGCCAAGUCGAAGAAGAGCAAGGAGGAGAGCGACUUCAGCGAGGACCACGAGCCCAGCAAGAAGGACCUGUUGAUUGGCCGUCGAAAGGAUAAGAAGGAUAAGGGCAAGGAUCGUGGAUAUGCCGCCCUGGGCGGUGAGAGCUCGCCGGAGGAGGAGCUGGAAACCAAGAGCCCCUCCAAGUCGAAAAAGUCCAAGACCUUCAAGUUCACCAGCUCCAAGAGCAAGGAGAAGCGGGAGAAGUCUCGGGACAAGGCCGAAAAGGAAGCCAAGCACGCCGAGGAGGAGCCUCACCCUCCACCGGCUCCCAAGGUCAAGGACAAGAAGGCCGACAAGAAGGACAAAAAGGACAAGAAGAGCAAGCAGCUGUCGCAGCAGCAGGACGAGGCUUCCGCCGCGGAGGAGGUGUUGGCUUUGGGAUAUCCCGUGUUCGGUGUAUCCGUCAGCUUGGCCACCGAACGAUCCCGCUGCCACGACGGCGUGGACAUACCACUGGUGGUGCGCGACUGCAUCGACUUCCUGCAGGAUCACCUGAAAUGCGAGCAGAUCUACAAGAUUGAGCCCAUCAAGACGCGUCUGAUGCACUUCAAGCGGCUGUACAACAACCGGGAGCACGACUCCGCCGUCGAUGAGCUCAACCUGCCCACCGCCUGCAGUCUGCUGAAGCUCUUCCUGCGCGAGCUCCCGGAACCGCUGCUGACCACCGAUCUGGUGGCCCGCUUCGAGGAGGUCGCCUCCCAUAAGAAGGCCACUACGCAGCAGGCAGAGCUGCAGCAGCUGCUCGAGCAAUUGCCCAAGUGCAACCGCACUGUGUUGGCGUGGGUGCUGCUGCACUUCGAGGCGGUGAUCCAGCAGGAACGUCACAACAAGCUCAACGCUCAGUCGCUGGCCAUGCUGCUCAGUCCGACGCUCCAGAUGUCCCACCGCCUAAUGGUGGCCCUGCUCUGCCACUGCAGCACCUUGUUCGCGGACGUCCAACUGAUAAAGUAUGUGCCCCCGCUCACAUCGGCAAGCCCAAAUCUUCCGGAUACGCCGGAGGACAUCCAGACGGAGUUGCGUAAGCAGGACAGCCUGCUCAACCAAAUACACAGCGAGAUGAAUGCCGGUUUUAUUACCAAGAAACGUGAGGAGCAACUCUGGGAAGUACAACGCAUUAUUACGCAGCUCAAGCGCAAGUUGCGUACUUUUGAAAAGAAACCGGAUAAGUCCGUCGAAGAAUUGGACAACAUCAGCAGUGCCCCGCCCACGGUCGUCAGUGAGGACACCACGGAUUCGAAGCCAGUAGUCGUCGCAGUCGCUUCCACUAGCAACAGUAUUUCUCUCGAAGAGCCGAAGGCAGAGGCAGGACCCCCCAAACCGGUCCCUAUUGAAUUCUCCAUUGAUCCCGCCACUGGCUUCAUUUUGCUCCCAAAGUCUAAUCCGCACCGCGAGAACUUGCUGCGACUUCAAAUCGAAUACGACGAGCUGAUGGAGUGGCAGAACGAACUAAAGAGCCGCAUCGUGGCCGAGCGCAACGAAGUAUACAGGCUCAAGCAGCUGUACGAGAAGCAGUCGAUCAACAGCCAAAUGGCCGCGUUGGCUACGGAGUCGCAGGCUCCUCCGGAGAGCGACUACGAGCGGAUAAUCGAGCACUACACGCGCGAGAACGCGCUUCUCGAGCACAAGAAGAACAUGCUUGGCAUGGAGCUCAAGGAGGAACGGCGGGCCUGCAUUGCCCUGCAAGUGGAGCUGCGACUGCAGCAGUUUUAAUGUAUUAAUAUGAUUAAUGUAUUACUAGGAUGGGUCAAUUUCCUAUCCCAGAAACUAAAAGCUCCUCUAUCGAAAGUCGAAUGACUUUACCAGACAUUCGUUAAGGUUUUAAAUUGCAUUCUAUUCAAUUUCAACUAUUAUCGAAGAAUUCUCACGACUACUCUUUACAGAGCUCGUUGAAAAUUCAUAUUUCGCACUUUUAAGUGAUGGAUUAAAGUAUACCUUAAAGUAAAAAGUUAUCUAAAAUGAUAUUUUCUACAACAAGAGAUAAUUUUGGUACUCGUUUAGUAUCAUCCAUUCAAAAAGUUUAAAUUACUAGUCUGCUGUUCGUUUAAAAAUGAGCGAGUUUGUCCUAAAAACCCCCUGCAAAAUAUAUGUAUGUACAUAGGUUAACCAAUUUUAAAUCUCAUUGUCUAAAUACGAUCAAAUGCUUUGUUUUAAUUAAAGUUAAACUGUUGAAAUGA